Molecule: messenger RNA, 410 nt
Organism: Scutellospora calospora
Lineage: Eukaryota; Fungi; Glomeromycota; Glomeromycetes; Diversisporales; Gigasporaceae
Source: the annotation of a GenBank genome assembly
AAAGUUCUAAAUUACCAGCAAAAAUAACGAUUAAUUCCUUGGUAGAUUUAAUCGAUCAAACGAUAGAAGAUUCAUGUAAUGCAAAUAAUUCAAGAGCUUUUAAAAUAAAUUAUUAUUGGAUAUCCGAUUUUUCAAAAGUAUUAAUUGUUCCAUAUGAUAUAAAAUUGAAAGAAUUUAAAAAAUUUGCUAUUCAACAAUUUGGUGAAAAACAUUUGGUGGCAGAUGAUUGUGUGAUUUUAGCUCAUACUCAAAAUUUCGAUCUUAUUAAAGAUGUUGUUAGAAUUAAAGGUGCUACUGAAUCAAGAAAUGCUAUACACUUUGUAGGUUUGAUCGUUAUGAACAAAAUAAAAAUCGUUUCUUCGGAGAUCGCUUGGAAAAAUUGUUUGGCUAUGAAUUGUAGUGUUGUUGAG